AUGUCGGCACCGUCGCGGCGCCCCCUAUGCAAAUUUGGUGCAGACUGCUACCGAAAGAAUCCAGAUCACAAGAGGCAGUUUUGCCAUCCCGGCGACCCAGAUCAUCCGGACACACCAGCGGAAGCAAGAGAAGCUGUCCCUGAAGAAGAAGGAAUUGCAGAGACUCCAGUAACGCCCCUUCGAAGUGUAUCCGGUAUUGGUGCUCACAAAAGCUUUGCAGACCCAGGAGAGACCACGGAAGAUGCGGAAGUAAAAACUGUCAAAUGGUCUUCGAAGUUUGAAGAAUUCGGCCCUAGCACCGGAAGCGGGAGAAGGCCCAAGUCCGCUGUGGAUUUCGACGAAGGUGUGGAAGAUGCAGAGGUCCUCGAGGCCUUGGCGGUGACUCCAGUAGCCCGAAGUGCCACACGAACGGCGUGCAGAUAUGGCGAGGCAUGCUGGGACACGAGGCCAGACCAUAGAGCCAGGUUUGCUCAUCCGGGCGAUCCAGACCAUCCAUCCACUGUUUCUGCAGGCGCAUCUUCAUCAGUUGCUCGAACAUCUUUGAGAGAUCAUGGGCUUUCAACAUCGGGAAGAGAGGACGUGAUGGAAGGUACUGAUGUUGACUGGAACACGAUGGAAGUGCGGUCAGAUUCAAAGCCUGGAGAGAACAUUGGCGAAAGUGGCCUGUCACCGCUCAGAGGUCCAGAGGCGCGACCUAUUGAGUCUCCAUUCCCUCUGGCGGCUGAAGAUCCCAAUGAGGAAACAGAGGAGGAUGAGGCAGAGGAUGCAGAGGAGGCAGCAGAAAUCGACUUUCCAGUCAAGGCUAGAAAAAGAAGUGGGCCUAGCGGGAAAACAUGUGGUUUGCUUCUAUGUUGCGCUACUCUCCUUCCUGGCAUCGCGACUUUUCUUGCGAUCACGUUCGACAACAUGGUGCACCUCAGGGAAGAUCAACAGCUUGUGGAACCGACUUGGGACGGUGAGCGCGUUACGAAUGGACCUGGUACAGUGAUCAGCUGGCCGCAUGCCCGCAGAGAUGAAUUUGUAGUCCGCAAAGCAGACCGGCUUUCGGCCUUGCACUUUGCAGUGGUGAAGCAUCGACGGACCCAAGUAGUUCGCCAUCAGAAAGGGCCUGGUCUUCUGUUUCUUCGUGCGCUGGAGGACUUGGUGGAAAUAUUGCCUUUGAAAAAACUGCAGUUGACCCAGUACCAUCGGCUAGUGGAUGAGCUUACUGGCGACGAGCGAAUUGUCAGGGGCCCUCAGGCUUAUGCCCCGGAACCUUUGGAAAGCAUUGUGCAGCCAGAUUGCUGGCUUCGGUACGACGUCUAUUUUGAGGGAAAGGGACUUGGACAAGACCUCCAAGCGACAACCAUCGAAAACAGCAAGCUAAAGUGCUCCAGCAUGGAAUCCUGCAGCGCUUUUAGCUUCUGCAAUAUAAAUGGACAGAAGAUCUGCUACUACUAUAGCCGCGAGCCACGGACCGAACAAGAUGCAUCUGACGCAUCUGACACUAACAACUCUUUCGAUCCCUCUCGAUGCUCGACAUAUGGCAGAGUGGCCUGUGCCGAGACCGAUCCUCCUCAAGAAGCAGUGAUGAUCAAUGCCUUUCAAGCAAUGGUUGUGGAGAAUAAGACCUCAGGCUUGCUUCGCUUAGUGAAGACACCUGGGCUCUUCUUCCCUUCGGCCUAUGAGGUUCUGCGAGAAUGGAAGCAUGCCAUCCUGGUUGAAGAGGUGUCGUAUGCUGUGGUCAAGGACACGCUGACGGGUGUGACAACUGUGAAACCUGGGCCCACCUUGGUGAUGCUGGAGGCAUACGAGAUACUUGUCAAGAUCGGCACCAAGCUGGUGGUGAAGAAGGAUGAGUUCCUUCGUUUGGUCGACAGACGCACUGGAGCUGAGGAGGUUGUUGUGGGUCCAGCCGCAGUUUCGCCAGCCCUGGAGGAAGAAGUGCCUGAUGGUGUCCAGAGCACGGCCUUGCUGGAUCCUUUGACUUCUGCAAUUCUCCUGGACAAGGCUACCGGACAGCAGCAGCUGAAGGUGAACACAGGAAUUUUGGCGCCGAAUGCGUACCAGAGUAUCCUGGAAGUUCGGCCCAAAGUGCGAGUGCUCGAUCACCAGGCGGCCGUGACACGCGCUCCGGAUGGACAGCUGACCUUGCACACCAGCUCUUUCUUCCUCGCUCCAUACCAUGAGAUCUUUUCACUGGGGUGGUCUGCCUACAACGGCUACGUGACUGAGCCCGCGCCAAAGAUAAGUGUGAGUGUCAUCGAUCUUCGUGUCCAGAGGCUGCCAUGGCGGUACAUGGCGCUCACCAGUGACAAUGUUCGAAUUCAACUCACAGGGACUACAUUUUGGAGCGUGUCUGAUGCUCUCAAGAUGGUCACUUCAAGUGAAGAUGCCCCUGCAGACGUGGCGCAGCGCUCUAAAGCGAAGCUCUUGAGCCAAGUUGCGCAGGUCAAAUAUAAAGACUUCAUGGCAUCUAUGACGGCCAUCAUCGACCAGACCUCUCUGCAGCAAGCUGCCGAUGUCUUCUACUCGGACCGAGGUCUGUCAGUCUCCAGAGUCGAGAUUGUUGGGUAUGAAGCUAUCGAUGAUGCUGUUGCUACAACCUUGAGAAGUACUGUGGUAGAAGUCGCCACCCAGGUGAGCCGAAUGAUACAGGCACAGACGGUGAUCGAUGUAAAUUCUGCAAAGAUGAACGGGGAGAUCAGGCUGGCAAAGCUCCAAACUGAAUUCAUCCAGUCAAAGUCCGUGAACGAUUUGCUCCUGGCUAUUAGCGAAGGCGUUAAGGAGGGAACGAGACUGGUGGAAGAGGCAAAAGCAUUCCUCGACGGCUUGAACACCUCAAUCAAUGAGACGGAGAGCCGUGUGGAUCUGCAUUUUGGCAGCAGGCAAGCCUAG
Molecule: messenger RNA, 2877 nt
Organism: Cladocopium goreaui
Lineage: Eukaryota; Dinophyceae; Suessiales; Symbiodiniaceae
Source: the annotation of a GenBank genome assembly